This is a messenger RNA of Drosophila erecta, 2510 nucleotides long. RefSeq names its product serine-arginine protein 55 (gene B52). Lineage: Eukaryota; Metazoa; Arthropoda; Insecta; Diptera; Drosophilidae. Gene Ontology annotation, cellular component: nucleus; ribonucleoprotein complex; cytoplasm. Gene Ontology annotation, molecular function: mRNA binding. The transcript is spliced from 5 exons. Bases 1453 to 2106 code for a protein of 217 amino acids. Gene Ontology annotation, biological process: alternative mRNA splicing, via spliceosome; mRNA splice site recognition. The record is from RefSeq and is a predicted model, not a curated record.
UACUCGGCUUGGCCCAAAUCUAAAACCGAAAGAGAAUCGAAUUGAAUCGAAUCUAAUUGAAUCGCCAUGAGAAAUACAAGCUAGUGACCGACCGGUUCAGAAUGUUACCCAAAAACCAUGAUGUGGUGGAAGACAGAGAGAGACAGUCCCCAGAGCAGCCCCAGAUUGGUUUCGAUCUGCGAACUACGAUCUGCGACCUACGACCGACCUCCACGAUGCGCCAUCGCCGCCGCCUCAUCCAUCCGUCUAUUCGAAAUAUUCCAAAACAUAAUACAGAAAACAUAAAGAAAUGAACAAGUCGAUCAGAAUCGAACCCACAACACAAACACCAAACUGAAUGCAAAACCGAAAUCAGAAAGCAUACGAUGACGAUGGACGUUGAUGAGCUGCCCGGGUCAAAAGGCCAGCCCACGUAUUAAAGCCCACUGAUUCAAAAGACGUAGGCUGGCCCCUUGCGUUAGGUAUUUAACUCUCUGCUAAAAACAUUCACAAUUUUAAUUACCAACAAUAUUAUAUAAAGAAUUGUCAAAUUCCUUAUAGCCAUUGUGAGUGUGAGGGUGCGAAUCGAAUCAAUCGAGUGUGGUUAGAUGAGAAGCUUGCGUUCGCUAAUUCUGAGAUGAUAUGAUGGUCUUGGCGACGAUGAGAGAUGAGCAUAUGACGAUGAUCGAUCGAUGACGAUGACACGAUGCUGGUCGCGCAUUCAGUUACCAACUUCGGCUAGUGCCUCCGAACUUAGUCCUUCCCCCAUUCCCGGUUCUUCUGGCUUCCGGCUACUGCUCUGGCUUACGGCUGCGGCUCCGGCAUUACGGCUACCGGAUCCGUCUCCGGCUGAGACUACCGACUAGACAACCAACCCAACCCGUUGGAGAAGCGAGAGAGCAGCGUCCCGAAACGUAUUUCUUAUUUUUGCAGUUCGUUUGUGCGUGAGGUGCCGAAGCCGCUGGUUGUUGUCCGCCUCUGACCGGCAAACUGCUCCAAAUGCUCCACUCUCCGGCUCUCUGGUGUGGUGGUUCUGGCCAGCGAUGUCUGCUCUGAUCUGAUCUGACCUCCUGACUGUACCCGGUGUGUGGCUUCCUCCGAAACUAAACGAAAACAGCUACCGCAACACUUGAAUACCUUUUUGCCAUUUAUAAUAUGAUUCUGUUGUACAUGAAAAACAUAACAAAACAAAAGUACUUGGUACGUGGCCAAGCCUAUCCAAAACGAAAACCAAAUCCAAUGUAACAAAACGUAACGAGCUCCGGCCAUCCAUCCGCUCAUCCGCCUGCCUGGCCACUGGUUCUCUGGCUGCCUGGUUGAGUUAACGAUGUUCGAUCGGACUUUCGAUGAGGUCAUGCGGUGUCCUUGGUGUCAUUGGCCCACAGUUACUAGGCAGACAAUCUAAACUCUCGGUGUAGAAACGAUGUGUGUGUCCUCCUCUCUCUGAAAGCGCAUUAAGAUCUUAAGGAUUACAUGCGCCAGGCUGGCGAGGUCACCUAUGCCGAUGCCCACAAGCAGCGCCGCAAUGAAGGCGUCGUUGAGUUCGCCUCGUUGUCGGACAUGAAGACGGCCAUUGAGAAGUUGGAUGACACCGAGCUGAACGGCAGGCGCAUUCACCUGGUCGAGGAUCGUCGUGGAGGACGCAGCGGUGGUGGUGGCGGCGGCGGCGGACGUGGACGCUCCCGUUCGUCCAGCUCCCGUUCGCGCUCCCGAUCCCGCAGGCGCUCUCGCUCCCGCCGCUCGUCGCACUCGCGCUCCAAGUCUCGCAGCCGCUCCAAGUCCCGUGGCGGACGCUCCAAGUCCAAGUCGCCAGUCAAGUCUCGUUCUCGCUCCCGCUCGCGCUCCAACAAAUCGCGUGACGUGUCCAAGUCCAAGUCGAAGUCCCACUCCCGCACCCGCUCCCGUUCUCCCAAACGUGAGCGUGACUCCCGUUCCCGAUCGCGCUCCGUUUCGAAGCGCGAGUCCCGCUCCCGUUCACGUUCCAAGUCCAUCCGACGCGACUCCCGCUCACGCGAUCGAUCCGCAUCGGCUGACAACAAGUCGCGUUCGCGCUCACGCUCCCGUUCGGCCUCGCCCAAAAAUGGAAACGCCUCACCGGACCGCAAUAACGAGAGCAUGGACGAUUAGAUUAGUUAGCUGUCCCAUUAAUAUUAAAGCACUUGAUUUUAGACUUCUACUAUAACUAUUCUACAAACAUUUACAAACACUCAGACACCCCUACUACAACCAAAACUAAUGAAUAUGAAAUCAUACAAAUCCACCACUGUCGGGCCUCGUCAUUUUUUUAGUAUGUAACCACAAAUUGUUCUAUGCCUUGUUUCGAGUUUGGAGUUUGGAGUUUCCCACUCGUCGGUGGGUCAUGGGCUGGAAGAUGACAGGGAUCGAUCCGUUGGACGGACGGGCCGUGUGUGUGCUGAUUUGGAUUCAAGGAGUGCACAUAGGCCAUGGACUUACUGCGACAUGUACACCGAACACUUAAAAUUGUCUAUACGAUGAGUAAUUUCAAUAAAUACGGAUAAAUUUAAACUAAA